AAAACGCCCUUUUUGCUACGGAAUGUUAGGGAGUUGCGUUUUAGGUGCUUAAUUUUUAUUAUUUCGAAAAGUGAAUGUGCAAAACAUACGUUCGGUAAACGUGCCAGACCAAAACCUUUUGAAGUCGGAAGCAUUCGAAGGUGCGUGCGGAAUUGAAAAUUACCGUAUCGUCCAUACGGUUCAAGUGUGCUCAGCUGAAAUAGCAAGCGAAGUGUAAAUUGAUGUGGGUUACUAGAUGUAAAAGGUGUAUGAAAUUGUUCGGCAUUGCUUUCUGCAUGUGUAGCGCGAAGUGACAGCAGCGUAAACAAAAACGAAUCACAAAAUAUCCACUUCCUGGAGCCAGAAAUCAUUUCGGUGGAUUCAAAAUUCUAACCCAAAACGCGUAGUACGGCAACAUGUCUCCCGCAUUCCUCGCGGUCAUCGCCGUCAUACUCUGCAUUCUGUUCCGGAUACUGAACGUCAGCAGCACGCCACAGAUCCCCAGCAUCGUCUGCAAAGAUGGCCAGUUUAUGGAGUGCUUCAACAAGAUUGCCCCGAUGCUACGGGAACCAUACAUUCCGACCCGUCUGUGGGGUUUUAGCGGACACAUCCAGACAAUAAUUCACAGUAUCGUUGGGCGCGUCAAAUGUCCGUGGCCUCUAGGCGAACGGGUCUACCUUGCGCUGACGGACGGUUCCACGCUAACGUACGAUCUGUACCAGCCGCUAAUUACAACCGUCGAAGACGAUAUAACCGUUGCCAUUUGCCCAGGAAUCGGCAACUCGUCCGAAUCGGUGUACAUCCGCACGUUCGUGCACUACGCCCAGUGCCACGGGUACCGGUGUGCGGUGCUGAAUCAUAUCGGUGUCCUCGACAGUGUGCAGGUGACAUCGAGCCGAAUAUUCACGUACGGCCACACGGACGACUACUCGGCAAUGAUAAAUAGCUUGUUAAAGAAGUAUCCUACGACAAAUAUCGUGUCCGUUGGUUUCUCGCUCGGCGGUAACCUCAUCUCGAAGUAUCUCGGCGAGGCCAGGCGACCGGCCAACAUCAUCGGUGGCGUUUCGAUCUGCCAGGGUUACAAUGCGGUGGUUGCCACCCAAUGGUUGCUGAAGUGGCAAAACUUCCACCGGUUCUACCUGUACGUGCUGACCGAGAACGUGAAGAGCAUCAUCAUGAAGCACCGGCACGUACUGCUGUCGGAUGACAUCAAGCAGCGGUAUCAGCUGAACGAGCGCGACAUUGCAGCUGCAGCCACGCUACCGGAGCUGGACGAAGCGUACACGCGCCGAGUGCAUCAGUUCCCGACGGUAAAGGACAUGUACAGCUGGAGCUCAUCGCUGAACUAUCUCGCCAACAUCAAACGACCGAUGGUGUUUGUCAAUGCAAGGGAUGACCCGCUGGUGCCGGAUAAUCUACUCGAACCGGUGAAACAAUUUGCCUCAACCCACAACCAAUCGCUUUAUAUCGAGCUUGCAAACGGUGGCCAUCUCGGGUUCUACGAGGGCGGCCUGGUAUAUCCGAAUCCGGUCACCUGGCUGGACCGAGCGCUGGUGUCACUGAUCGGUGGCAUCGUGAUGUCACACAACGAUUUGCUGGUGGCGAAACGGACCGCUUCCUCGUCGGUGGUCAUUUAAGAUUCGCUGCUACCAUUCUCUUCGAUCGGCGGUGCACCGCUACCCGCGUCCGAGCUGGGCCAGCUGCUCAGCUAUGGUCGGGCACGAUGGGGGCUGCUGUUUGCCGCCCUGCCAUCAACGCCAUCGGUGCGCGGUGUCAUUAUGGCCGUGCUGAAGCUGUUCCUGUCGUUACUGUGCUCGAAGCCAAAGGUUGAAUUUCCAACCGAAACACCGACAUACACCCCGACUGGAGGAGGUGGAGGCCCGCCGUGCGAGGUUAAAUGAUAUGAACCUUAAUCAUUAACACACAACACCGUAAGCACUGCUUCUCACACCUCGCUCUCGGUAUUAUCAACGACGGCACGAAAGACGACAUCUGAGAAGAAAGGUGCAACCAGAGCAUGUGUAGGAACAGCACGUGCGCCAUACAAAAUGCAUUUCAGCUACUCGAAGGGAUUGGUCGUACGGAAGUUGAACGAUGAAGCGAUGGGAUAUAUUCGCUUCGAAAACGGGAAGGAGCACAAAUUAUACUAAAUACAUCCCCCACCAUCAUAUCCCAGCUGCUGAUGCUGGCUGGCACGAGGAGAGUGUACUGUUGACGCAUCAAGCCAGUUCACAAGCGACGGGAGUAAAGCAUUAAGUGAGCAUUACUAUUUAAGAAUGAAAAAUAAGAGCAGGCAAAGCUUGCUGUAAGAUAGCAGGAACAGAAAGCAAAGCAUGUGCACGUGGAUGCAUAGCAAAUGUGCUGUUUUCGAAUAUAUACACUAUACACCCAUAUUUCCUUCAACUUCAUUAGGAGUAAGCAGUACUGUAAGUCAACAUCUUCAACUCGUAGCUAUACUGUUUGUGUGCGUCCCAUGUGCUAACUCGCGUAUUUUCAUUAUAUUUGUUAUCAUCUGCGCUCCUCUUUUUCAUUUUUGCUCCUGUAUCUGCCGAUACAAUUAGCUAAUUGUCCUCGGUAUAGGACAGCACCAUGCUCAUUGUUAAACGCUGCAUAAUUAGUUUGGCGCUCAUCUUUACUAUCGCCGGUAUCAAUAUGAGCGUGUAUAACAUCACAACCAUUUUAACGCUUAGGACAAAGGAAGGGAUACAUUCACACCGUUGCACGAUGUAUGUAAUUGUAUUUAAUCGAUGUAUGUACCGUACCGGUAAUUCUUCCUCCGCGGUAAGGAGCGUCGUAUUUUUUUAUUCAAGAAGAACGACCAGGCCGUAGAACUAAAGGUAACUUAAUCUAGUAUACAAUUCACAUUCGUUUGAAGACAUUUCCUUUUCCAAACAGUGAAUCUCGGGUGUACUCCGGCCGUGCGCGUCGUAUUUUAUGAGUGUGGGAAAGUAGUCGCAAAAUGUGAUGAAAAUGUAAUGGCACAAUUUCACGAACCGUUUUUUCGGAAUGCCGGAAAUAGUAGCAUCAUCGUGUAUCUAUGUGUGUAUUUGUUUAUUGCACAGUGCGGAAGGGCUUACACAUGUGUACUGGCAGGCGCGCCAUUUUUACUAGGAGGAUAGCGCGUAAAAUAUUGUAUAUUGUGAUAAAUGUUAUUGAAAAAUUGCUGUUGCAGGCUGGGCAAGAUACAGUGGGAGGAACUAAAAACAGUUGAGAGGAGAUACAAAACAGUAACACAAUAUCAAGAGGCGAGGGAGAAACAGGUUAAUUUUUGUAUGCUGAAACAAACUUGUGGAGUUGUGCACGUUGCGUAGCGGUGUUUGUAAGCUACUACUGUUGUUUGUUAACCGUAGAUACCGUCGUAUCGUGCUGCUCUAGUGGUUUCGCUCGCACUGUAUACAACCCGUACAAAGUGUAGGGUAGUGGCAAGUAGUAGUACGUGAUGAAGAUAGUGGCAGUAUCGAAGGUGUGCUUUCAUUGGAAGUCGGUAUGGUUUCAUCACCACACGUAAUGAAAAUUGUCCAGUGUGCGAGGUUUCCAUGUUGAUAAAAUAACGCAUCAUGAAUGAUGAUCGUAGAAGGCGAUGAAAUGUUCAACAACUGACUGACUCCAGCGAAUUUCGUUGGAGGCUGUACCCCUUUCGAAUACAAGGGAUUUCAUCCUUAGACUAGAAAAUGCCCCGAUUCUAGUUUUCAAUGUACUGCUCAAAUAUUCGGAAGAAACUCGAAAUAAAACGUGUGUAAUUGACUAUAGAAUUGCGAUAAGCGAUGAAUGAAACACACUGAAACUAUACAACAAUAUCGGAAUUUGUUUCGCCUGAAUUUACCAACAUUCCACAAACUAAUCACCCAUCCCUCCCUAUUCAAGGUCAAACCAAAACCUCGAUAAUGUUCAGGAGAAUAAAAAAAGUGUGUCGCAACGAUUUACCAUGCACCCUAUUUGUGCCCCGAAUUUCGUCUUGAAAUUCCUUUUGAAGAGCCCGUUUUAUUAUAAACUCUCGUGUGAGUUUUUUUCGAAGCUUUUCCUUACUUAUUAGAAGUGUCCUGCGUGUGGUAGAGCAAAUGUGCGUUGAGGAAAUAAAAACAGAGGUUUGUGUUUUUAAGUGCGACGAAAAAACACGUUAAAAUGUUUGUUACUUGAUAAAAUUACAAGAUGAAACUGUAACAGAGAAGCUUUAUCUUGUGGCUGGCGUCGGCGAGAUGUUGGAAAUUUAGUGCGAUCACCUUCCCUCGGCUGGGUUCCACGGUCUGUGUGAAAGGGUGAAAAAUGGAACUGCUCUUACUGAAUAAAAUAAUGA
Anopheles moucheti is the source of this 4273-nucleotide messenger RNA. RefSeq names its product abhydrolase domain-containing protein 2 (gene Hydr2). Gene Ontology annotation, cellular component: sperm plasma membrane; sperm flagellum. The transcript has 6 exons. Lineage: Eukaryota; Metazoa; Arthropoda; Insecta; Diptera; Culicidae. Gene Ontology annotation, molecular function: acetylesterase activity; monoacylglycerol lipase activity. Bases 396 to 1616 code for a protein of 406 amino acids. The record is from RefSeq and is a predicted model, not a curated record. Gene Ontology annotation, biological process: sperm capacitation; steroid hormone receptor signaling pathway; medium-chain fatty acid catabolic process.